Messenger RNA from Penicillium longicatenatum, 1074 nucleotides. RefSeq lists its product as uncharacterized. The record is from RefSeq and is a predicted model, not a curated record. The coding region runs from base 1 to 1074 and encodes 357 amino acids. Lineage: Eukaryota; Fungi; Ascomycota; Eurotiomycetes; Eurotiales; Aspergillaceae. The transcript has 3 exons.
AUGGCUGUCAACAAGACACCAGUAGCCCAAGCGGUUACUGUAAGCCUCAAGGACCUCGAGGAUGGCACCGUCUCCUUCGACACCCUCACAGAAGCCUUUGGUCCAUCCUCCCUAGGAAUCAUCGUCGUGAAAGAUCUUCCAGAAAAGUUUGUGCAGCUGCGCACACAAGUCCUCUCAAAUGCAUCUUACCUAGCAGCUCUCCCGCCCAAGGAACUAGAAUGCCUCGAAAGCCCUGAAUCAAAGUACCUAGUUGGCUGGUCCUGCGGCAAAGAAACACUCAAAUCAGGCCACUUCGACACGCUGAAGGGCUCCUACUACGUCAACUGCGCUUUCUACCAAGACCCAAACCUUGAUAGCGCCCCAGCAGAUGGAUUUCCCGAUCUACCGCAGUACACGGCACCUAAUAUCUGGCCUUCGCCGGAACAUCUACCUACUUUCAGACCUAGCAUCGAAAGUCUCUGCUCUCUAAUCAUCCAGACCGCGGGACUGGUCGCGCGAGCAUGUGAUCGCUACGCUGAGGCAAAUAUCGAGGAUUACAAGCCCGGGUAUCUGCAGCGUGUUGUCGAGACGAGCCUUACCACCAAAGCAAGACUUCUGCAUUACUUUCCUUCCAACGAAGAGACAGUAUCUGCGGAGGAAGAAAACGAUAAAGACGACGAUGACUGGUGCGCUACGCAUAUCGAUCAUGGCUGUCUGACAGGUCUUACAUCUGCUAUGUUCCUCGACGAAGCAGCUACACCCCCGACACUCGAAUCUGCAUCAUCUUCUCUUCCUGAACUUACGGUUUCUCCGGAUCCCUCUGCGGGACUGUAUAUCCGUUCUCGAGCGGGCGAGGUCGUCAAAGUUAACAUUCCCAAGGACUGUCUUGCUUUCCAGACUGGUGAGGCGCUUCAACUCAUCACGCAGGGCAAAUUCCGAGCUGUGCCGCAUUUUGUGAAAGGGGCGAAGUGUGGAGAGGGACGGAUUGCUAGGAAUACGUUGGCGGUGUUUACGCAGCCGAAUCUGGGGGAGGAGGUUGAGGCUGGUUUGACUUUCGCGGAGUUUGCGAGGGCGGUUGUGCAGAAGAACUACUAG